This is a messenger RNA of Plasmopara halstedii, 738 nucleotides long. RefSeq names its product RxLR-like protein. The transcript has a single exon. The record is from RefSeq and is a predicted model, not a curated record. The coding region runs from base 1 to 738 and encodes 245 amino acids. Lineage: Eukaryota; Oomycota; Peronosporomycetes; Peronosporales; Peronosporaceae.
AUGCGCAGCUUUGUCUUUCUCCUCGUGGUUAUCGUUAACGGCGUCCUCUCGGCACCUUCCCCAAUAGAUGAAUUGGAGUCCAAGUCGAGCAUUUCUGCUCAGAGAAGCAGCAAUACUAAUGGUGUGCUCCAAGUAGGCGACCACGUCCAUGUUCCAGAGGAAGAGCGAGAAUUAGCGCUAAAUAUCAAAAGCGAUAUGGUGGCUAUGCCAGAAGUCAAGGCGGCUAUGUCGGAAGUGAAGGUUGUUCCAGCAAGCAUCGGGGCUCGACUGAAGGCUGGUUUACAAAGAUGGAUCGCGAAAAUCAAAUUUCUUUGGAAAACGCGCUACCUUAUACGUCGCGAUACAAAGAAGCCACUUUUGAUGGGAUACACACCUGGCUACAUGGCGUCUCUUCUUAGAAAGAUUGAUCCUGGUCUUUCAGGAAUGAAAGUGUUGUCAGAUAAAGGUCAAGUGAAAGAGCAUAUCGCUUAUAAGAAUUUUGUCAGCUUCGACAAAGAAUAUAAAGACUUGCUUAAUUUUGAAGGUGGAAUGGAGCAGUCGAUUGAAAGACUCGACAACUUGAGAACGAAGGAGAUGGAAUUGUCAUGGAUCGAUCGCCGUCGCUUUCAAAGUGUAAUGAAUAAAACAAGGCGUAUUCUCGAGAAAGGUCUUCCCGCUGAAAAACUGCUUGAUCUGAACAUAUUUGAGGUGGGUGGAGGAGAAAACUGGCGAUAUACCACGCACUCAAAAAUUGUAUGA